Molecule: messenger RNA, 5103 nt
Organism: Myotis brandtii (Brandt's bat)
Lineage: Eukaryota; Metazoa; Chordata; Mammalia; Chiroptera; Vespertilionidae
Gene: USP13
Product: ubiquitin specific peptidase 13 (isopeptidase T-3)
Exons: 20
Coding region: 1-2343 (780 amino acids)
Biological process (GO): protein deubiquitination
Molecular function (GO): cysteine-type deubiquitinase activity; zinc ion binding; protein binding
Source: RefSeq, a predicted model, not a curated record
AUGCACGACAUAGCCAGCCGCAGUGCUCCAGAAAUGUCUAAGGAGAAAGUAAAAGGGGCAUCUGGUGGAGCUUUACCCAAAAGGAGGAAUUCCAAGAUUUUUUUAGAUCUAGAUACUGAUGACGAUUUAAAUAGCGACGAUUAUGAAUAUGAAGAUGAAGCCAAACUUGUUAUAUUCCCAGACCACUAUGAAAUAGCACUACCAAAUAUUGAGGAGUUACCUGCCCUGGUAACAAUUGCUUGUGAUGCAGUGCUUAGCUCAAAAUCUCCGUACAGAAAACAAGACCCAGACACCUGGGAACAUGAGUUGCCAGUAUCCAAGUAUGCCAAUAACCUCACCCAGUUGGACAAUGGAGUCAGGAUUCCUCCAAGUGGUUGGAAGUGUGCCAGAUGUGACCUGCGGGAAAACCUCUGGUUGAACCUCACCGAUGGCUCCGUCCUGUGUGGGAAGUGGUUCUUUGACAGCUCUGGGGGCAACGGGCAUGCCCUGGAGCAUUACAGAGACAUGGGCUACCCUCUCGCUGUGAAACUGGGAACCAUCACUCCUGACGGGGCAGAUGUUUAUUCGUUUCAAGAAGAGGAACCUGUUACGGAUCCUCACUUGGCCAAGCACUUAGCGCAUUUUGGAAUCGAUAUGCUUCAUAUGCAUGGGACAGAGAACGGGCUCCGGGACAAUGACAUCAAGCCGCGGGUCAGCGAGUGGGAAGUGAUCCAGGAGACGGGGACGAAGCUGAAGCCCAUGUAUGGCCCCGGGUACACGGGGCUCAAGAACCUGGGCAACAGCUGCUACCUCAGCUCCGUCAUGCAGGCCAUCUUCAGCAUCCCCGAGUUCCAGAGAGCGUAUGUAGGAAAUCUUCCCAGAAUAUUUGACUAUUCGCCUUUAGAUCCAACACAAGAUUUCAACACACAGAUGACUAAGUUAGGACAUGGCCUUCUCUCAGGCCAGUAUUCCAAGCCUCCAGUGAAAUCCGAACUCAUUGAACAGGUGAUGAAGGAGGAGCAUAAGCCUCAGCAGAAUGGGAUCUCUCCACGCAUGUUUAAGGCCUUUGUAAGCAAGAGUCAUCCAGAAUUCUCCUCCAACAGACAGCAGGAUGCCCAGGAGUUCUUCCUGCACCUGGUGAAUCUGGUAGAGAGGAACCGCAUUGGCUCAGAAAAUCCAAGUGAUGUUUUCCGGUUUUUGGUGGAAGAACGCAUUCAGUGCUGUCAGACCCGAAAAGUCCGCUACACGGAGAGGGUGGAUUACCUGAUGCAGUUACCUGUGGCCAUGGAGGCAGCAACCAACAAAGAUGAACUGAUCGCCUAUGAGUUAACGAGAAGGGAAGCAGAAGCAAACAGAAGACCCCUUCCUGAGUUGGUUCGUGCCAAGAUACCAUUUAGUGCCUGCCUCCAGGCCUUUUCUGAACCAGAAAACGUGGAUGAUUUCUGGAGCAGUGCCCUACAGGCAAAGUCUGCGGGUGUGAAAACAUCUCGCUUCGCCUCAUUCCCUGAAUACUUGGUAGUGCAGAUAAAGAAGUUCACUUUUGGUCUUGACUGGGUUCCCAAAAAAUUCGAUGUUUCUAUUGAUAUGCCAGACCUACUUGAUAUCAACCAUCUCCGAGCCAGGGGGUUACAGCCAGGAGAGGAGGAACUUCCGGACAUCAGCCCCCCCAUCGUCAUUCCUGAUGACUCAAAAGAUCGCCUGAUGAACCAACUGAUAGACCCCUCAGACAUCGAUGAGUCAUCGGUGAUGCAGCUGGCCGAGAUGGGCUUCCCUCUAGAAGCGUGUCGGAAGGCUGUGUACUUUACUGGAAAUAUGGGAGCCGAGGUGGCCUUCAACUGGAUCAUUGUUCACAUGGAGGAGCCAGAUUUUGCCGAACCAUUGACCAUGCCUGGUUAUGGAGGAGCAGCCUCUGCUGGAGCCUCUGUUUUUGGUGCUACUGGGCUGGAUAACCAGCCUCCGGAGGAGACUGUAUCUAUCAUCACCUCCAUGGGAUUCCAUCGAAAUCAGGCUAUUCAGGCGCUACGAGCAACGAACAGUAACCUGGAAAGAGCCCUGGAUUGGAUCUUUAGCCACCCCGAGUUUGAGGAGGACAGCGACUUUGUGAUCGAGAUGGAGAAUAACGCCAAUGCAAACAUUAUUUCCGAGGCCAAGCCGGAAGGACCUCGAGUCAAGGAUGGAUCUGGAAUGUACGAAUUAUUUGCAUUCAUCAGUCACAUGGGAACAUCUACAAUGAGUGGCCAUUAUGUUUGCCAUAUCAAAAAGGAAGGAAGAUGGGUGAUCUACAAUGACCACAGAGUGUGUGCCUCAGAAAGGCCCCCUAAAGACCUGGGCUACAUGUACUUUUACCGCAGGAUACCAAGCUAAACCUCAGAUGUACAAAUCGGCGAGAAGCCAUACGCCUUUUUAAUUUGCCAAAAAAAAAAAAAAAAAAAAAAAAAAAAAAAAAAAAGUUGGGACAGCCAGACAUGAAGGAAUACAUGGGGGUAUUUAUAGUUUAUUUAAAGAACAUCAUUUGACGCCUUCUGAAAUAGAACUGGGAAGACAUUUCUAUUAGCAAUGAUACACUACUGUAGAUAGUUUUUCUUUUUAUAAAUGUUCGAGGAGAGAAUGAUUAAAAAGAGAAAAGUGUUCCUAUUGCUGGUAGGGAAUCUGCCACUGGCACGUGCCACCAGGAAUGUGCCACCAAUCCUCAGUUUUGCUUUGGGGGUCAGUGGUCUGGCCCCACCCACAAUAAAUGAAAAGCCCACUUUUGUUUCAUAGUGAAAAUCAGUAACUGGGCUGGGCUUUAUUUGUGACAUACUUUUUCCAUUCAGUACAAUAAUUCCCGACCUAUCUGUGUAUAGUAAAUGAGAGUAUCUGCAAUGAAAUGUUUUUAAUUUAAUCCCAUCACAAUUCAGAACACAACUGUACGAAUGUGUGUGAGACUGAGAUUGAGAAUCUCAACGAGGAAAUCUGUGGCGGGUUGGUUUGGAAAGGUUAAAACAGUUGGCGUUAAGCAUAGCUGGGAAAAGCAAGGACAUCUUUUAAAGAAACCAUAACUCAGGAACAGUUGAAAAAAUUAGUUCCCUGCUUACAUUUUCAGGCAUAAACUGGAUGGAGUUGUCCCUUUAAGCGCUGUCAAGAAUUCACUUGGGUGUGCGACAUUUGGUGGUGUAACGCCAGAUGCCAGAUGCCCAGAGCAGCACAAUAUUAUUCUUUGCCAAAGGUAGAUGGAUUCUGUGUGUCAGCAGCCCUUCCCUCUAAGGUUUAGUGUGUAUUUUUAGCUGAUCGCUUCUUACCAUCACACAUGACAAGUCCUUGGAAUCGUGCUAAGUGCCCCGAAUUAGUCUGUGGUUUUUCUCCUCCCUGAGCUCUUUGCUUGCCUCCAUUUCUACAUUUUCUGGGGCCAGAGUCUCACCUCUGCCCUUUCUUGGCUAAUCACCUCCUGACUUGCCUUCACUGCUUGUCUGCUGCCACCAACAAUGCGAUCUUGGGCACGUCCAGGGGUUCAGAUGCAAAGAAACCUGGCAUGAUGUUACGAAAGACCAUCGUUUCCACGUGGUACUUCAGCACGUUAAUGGCAGCGUGGGAUUAGAAUUUCAGGUGGGAUGAAAAAGUGGAAGGCUAGGGCCCUAGAGUUCUUCUACUGCUCUGCACCAAGUUCCAGUCUCUGGAGUUUCUAUUUCAGAUGAUUCAGUCAAAUGAAAAAGGAUUUGUUGCUGUCCGCUUGACAUGCCUUUGAUUGGUAGAAAGGAUCUUUUUAGAAACUGGAGGAAGAUAAAAUAGAACCAGUUGGGUGAAAUACAGCACAGAAGUGGAUUAUGACCCAGGGAGCUAUGAGUUAUCAGGAUUUGGUUAUGAUGGGGCCUGUCGCACAGAGAUCUGUGAGCACAGAGCCCAAAGGCGGGUCCCGGAGCCCUGGGGGCUGCCUCUAGCUGGGCACGUCCCUCCUCCUCCUGUGCCUCACUCUCUUUGUCUGUACAAUGGUAUGAUGACAUCUCUCUUUUUCCAACUUUGCUUUGCAGACAUGGUGAGAUUGGAUACCUUGAAUCUUUAAAGAGCAGCAGGUGGUGUGCCAUGCGGGGUGGUCCUAGUGGAGUAGGUUCCCUCCUCUCUCAUUUGAUGUUUUCUUCAGUUUGGGAACAAAUGAGGUUGGCAUAAGGAGGGAGCUCAUGGUGCAGUCAUUCUCUACGAAACUCUGCCCGCUGGGGUCAUAUUUAAUGCUGACUGGAACUCUUUUACAUGAGUCCUUGACUCCCGUACAAAUCCCCACGCUCAGAAACCUUACAGAGUCUGGUCUCCUUAGGGCUGAGUGAGUAUCCUGGAAUAAUGCCGCCAGACACAUAAAAAAUGACCAGUUUUCAUGCUAUUACAAAGCAAAGGCCUUUUUUAGGGGUGGGGGCAUGAUUGAGGAUUUGGAUUGAAAUGUGGACAAAGAUAGCAUGUGUAUUUUGCACAAAAUAAAAAUUUUAUAAUAAAACCUUGCAAAAUGGAUGGUAUAAAAUAAGUAUAGAAAAUUAUAAGCGAUACAAUAUUUAAUUUAAUUAAGCAGAAAAAUUAAUUUAGCCCUUUUUGAUGCCUAAACAUACUGUAAAAAAAAAGUAAUAUGGCUGCCUUUUUUUUUCUGCCUCAAAAAACAAAGGGCUAUUUCUACAAGGCAAAGUUUUGUAUAUGGGCUAUUCUUCAUUUCAGAUGGAAAAUUGGGGGAAAACUGGAGCAAAUAAUGAGUUUCUUUCUGCUUAAAAAAUGUAUUUAUAUGUAUUCCUUAAUAUAUAUAAGGCAGGUUUCCCUGGAAUAAAAGUCUGGAACAUACUGCUUAAUUUUACACAUGUAUGUAGAUGAAAUUAUUUGUAACUGAAAACUGGAAUCAAUAAUGGGUUUUGUCAAUUGAUUAUCAGCCUGUUAGGAGUCCUCUGUGUGAGGCGUGGUGGUAUAAUUGUGAAUUUCUUACUGUGUGUGGGUGCACGUGUGAGAGAGCCCUUUUUCCUGUAAAUAUCUUUUGAUAUCCAUUUGUGUAAAAUCCCAAUGAAUGUGUCUUUGGAAAAUAUAAUGUAUCAAAGUUUUUAUUUUGUCAGUUGAUCUAAAUGUCCAUAUAACUAAUUAGAAAUCUGGUUUGGUUCAAAUUGGGGUAUUUUUUUUUUUUAA